AUGCAUAUCGUUGCACCUGCUUUGGUCUUCUUGAUGCUUCUCAUGUCUCCAAUCAUCGCACUAGAUGCGGAGACUUAUUCAAAAAUUUCAUCUGAUAUUCACAAUGAUGGCACAGACAUCACGACCCUCAAAGUGGCUAUGUAUCCUCAUUUGCCUGAUUCGGCAGGUGACAACUACGCAAAACUAUUACAAUUUAUCAACGAGGAAUUUAAAAAAAUUCAACCAACGAUCAAUCUACAGCUACGUCCGCUAGACCAAAACGAUGACUUCUAUAGUCUGGCGACACUUACUCCGUGGCUAUCAACCGACGGAACAGGAUACGACGUAGUCGAAAUUGAUACUUUGGUUUUGGGUGACCUUGUCAACGCUGGUCUCAUUGUUCCGCAAUUUCCCAUCUCACAUAAUCAUUCAGAUUGGCAUUCAGCUGCCGCCAGUGCUGUUCUGUUUAAUCAAGCAGUGUAUGCUUAUCCACACAUUAUGUGCGCAUAUUUUCUUUUCACUCGUGAUGAACAAGCAGCUAAAGUAACUACCAUAGACGAGCUUAUAAAUAUUCUAAGCCCUAAUGCUUCUGCCACUUAUCGUCUAGUUGGAAAUAUGAAUUCUAGUUGGAUCUUACCUUCUCUGUGGAUUAACAGUUACCAGAGCAGUAAUAAUUCCGAAUAUAAUAUACCAGCAUUUGCUCUUCAUUCUUAUCAAAAGAACUCAUUUGAAACUAUGCGCAAGUUUGCACAACUCUGUGAUCGAGCAGGAGGAGAAAAUAACUGUCUUAACGGAGUAUUCAGAGAUAAUUCCAACAUGACGGCCUUAUUAUUUGCACAUAAACAGACGGCGGCUAUGUUUGGCUUUUCUGAAAACCUUUUUACAGUCCUCAAAAAUGGAGAUCUGGAUGACUAUUCCAAUGUCAAAAUGAUUCCAUUGCCAUUAGGUACAAAUGAUAAUCAACCUGGUUUUUUUACUAAUGCAUUCGUUUUUCGGCGAAAUAUGUCAGUCGAUGUAUUAAAGGCUGCUCGUUUAUUUGCCGAUUUCAUGGGCACACCCCGUAUGCAAGCAGCUGUUGUUGGCAGUGCAGAUAGCCCUAAUACGAAGCCUCGCUACCUUCUUCCUAUGUCAAAGAAUGCUUAUAAUGAACCACUUUUAGCAAAUGACCGCUUCUAUCAGCAAGCGAUGACGAAAGAACAUGCAUAUCAACUUCUCUAUCCGUCGAUCAGCAGUCGAUCAAGUGCAGAUGCAUUUCUUGAUAAGCUCGUUGUGCCAGGUGGAGAAACACCAAUCAAGUUUUUCUGGUCAGGUUUUGGUGUUCCUAAUAGUGCUGAAGUAGCUGCUGAAAUAGCACGUUAUCACAAUGGAGUAACACUUGAGAUGCUACUUGAGAGACCAGAAAAUGCUGCUGUAAAACAACAAAUGUGUAUUUGGCCGGCAAGAGAGGAUAUCUCGCCUGUUGCUGAAGCUUGUCGAGCACAAUGGAGACGCCUCUCGCAGGUAUAUGCAGAGAAAGCCCGAGGACCUGUCACUCCCAUACUUGGUGAUCACGUAGCGCCUGACAGUGUAUGGAUGACACAUGAAAAAAAUGCUCUCAAUCAGAGUCAACAAAAAGGAAACUAUCUGUAUGGAUUUCAACGUCCAAUGAAUCUUUACGAAGUAUACUGCGUUAAAAUGGCUAAGUCUAGAUCCGAUUAUCCAGAAAUUAAAGAAAAAAUAUGCACGAAGCAAACUGGUUAA
Messenger RNA from Adineta steineri, 1719 nucleotides. The record is from the annotation of a GenBank genome assembly. Lineage: Eukaryota; Metazoa; Rotifera; Eurotatoria; Adinetida; Adinetidae.